AUUACAGUUAUGAAGUAGCAACGAAAAUAACGUUAUGGUUGGGGGUCACCACAACAUGAGGAACUGUAUUAAAGGGUCCCGGCAUUAGGAAGGUAGAGUCUAAACAAAGGGCGCGGUGCAACCUCGGAAGGGACUGCUUCCCCCAGUCACUGCCCCCGAGAGAGGCCAGGCGCCAAGAUGAGCCCGGACGAACUCCGGACUUCGAAGCUGUCUCGGGACCGGCCAGGGGUCGGGGAGGUGGUCUACAGACCCGGCGGUGACGCCUCGCUCCUGCCGGAGCCCGUCGGUUCCACGCGGGCCCUACCACACGCUCGCCAACCGCGGCGCGAGGCCCCACUCUCCCCGCCAGCUGGGAGGAAGGAAAGCCCGGGCGCCGGACUCAGCAGUGGGCCAGCGAGGGCGGAGGAAACGCCGCCGGGCCGGAAGCACCCACAACUGCUUCCGGGUCAGGAGGCAGGGGCCCCCAUGGAACCUCGCUGGGUGGCGGGGCUGCCGGAGCCGCGGGCUGGCUUUUGAAGCGACCGAAGCGCCGCGCGGCCAGCGCCCCGGGUGACACGCAGGCCGGUCCCGCGGCCGCCGCCAUGUCGGUGCUGGGCGAGUACGAGCGACACUGCGAUUCCAUCAACUCGGACUUUGGGAGCGAGUCCGGGGGUGGCGGCGACUCGGGCCCGGGGCCCAGCGCCGGUCCGGGGCCGCGAGCGGGCGGCGCGGCGGAGCAGGAGGAGCUGCACUACUUCCCCAUCCGCGUCCUGGGCCGCGGCGCCUUCGGGGAGGCCACGCUGUACCGCCGCACCGAGGAUGAUUCAUUGGUUGUGUGGAAGGAAGUUGAUUUGACCCGACUGUCGGAGAAGGAACGACGGGAUGCCUUGAAUGAGAUUGUUAUCCUGGCACUGCUGCAGCAUGACAACAUCAUUGCCUACUACAAUCACUUCAUGGACAAUACCACCCUGCUGAUUGAGCUGGAAUAUUGUAACGGAGGAAACCUGUAUGACAAAAUCCUUCGUCAGAAGGACAAGUUGUUUGAGGAAGAGAUGGUGGUGUGGUACCUGUUUCAGAUUGUUUCAGCAGUGAGCUGUAUCCAUAAAGCUGGAAUCCUUCAUAGAGAUAUAAAGACAUUAAAUAUUUUUCUGACCAAGGCAAACCUGAUAAAACUUGGAGAUUAUGGCCUAGCAAAGAAACUUAAUUCUGAAUAUUCCAUGGCUGAGACGCUUGUCGGAACUCCAUAUUACAUGUCUCCAGAGCUCUGCCAAGGAGUAAAAUACAAUUUCAAGUCUGAUAUCUGGGCAGUAGGCUGCGUCAUCUUUGAACUGCUUACGCUAAAGAGAACAUUUGAUGCUACAAAUCCACUCAACUUGUGUGUGAAGAUUGUACAAGGAAUCCGGGCCAUGGAAGUUGAUUCUAGUCAGUACUCUUUGGAACUGAUCCAAAUGGUCCAUGCAUGCCUUGACCAGGAUCCUGAACAGAGACCCACUGCAGAUGAACUGCUAGAUCGCCCCCUUCUCAGGAAACGUAGGAGAGAGAUGGAAGAAAAAGUCACACUGCUUAAUGCACCUACAAAGAGACCAAGGUCAAGCACUGUGAGUGAAGCACCCAUUGCUGUGGUAACAUCACGAACCAGUGAAGUCUAUGUUUGGGGUGGUGGAAAAUCCACUCCCCAAAAACUGGAUGUCAUCAAGAGUGGCUGUAGUGCUCGGCAGGUGUGUGCAGGGAACACCCACUUUGCUGUGGUCACAGUGGAGAAGGAACUGUACACCUGGGUGAACAUGCAAGGGGGCACUAAACUCCAUGGUCAGCUUGGCCAUGGAGACAAAGCCUCCUACCGACAGCCCAAGCAUGUGGAAAAGUUGCAAGGCAAAGCUAUUCAUCAGGUGUCAUGUGGUGAUGAUUUCACUGUCUGUGUGACAGAUGAGGGUCAGCUCUAUGCCUUUGGAUCUGAUUAUUAUGGUUGCAUGGGGGUGGACAAGGUUGCUGGCCCCGAAGUACUAGAGCCCAUGCAGCUGGACUUCUUCCUGAACAAUCCAGUGGAGCAGGUCUCCUGUGGAGAUAAUCAUGUGGUGGUUUUGACACGAAACAAAGAAGUCUAUUCUUGGGGCUGUGGUGAAUAUGGACGACUGGGUUUGGAUUCAGAAGAGGAUUAUUAUACACCACAAAAGGUGGAUGUUCCGAAGGCCUUGAUUAUUGUUGCUGUUCAGUGUGGCUGUGAUGGGACAUUUCUGCUGACCCAGUCAGGCAAAGUGCUGGCUUGUGGACUCAAUGAAUUCAACAAACUGGGUCUGAAUCAGUGUAUGUCUGGUAUCAUCAACCAUGAAGCAUACCAUGAAGUUCCCUACACAACCUCCUUUACAUUGGCCAAACAGUUGUCCUUUUAUAAGAUCCGAACAAUUGCCCCAGGCAAGACUCACACAGCUGCUAUUGAUGAGCGAGGCCGGCUGCUGACCUUUGGCUGCAACAAAUGUGGACAGCUGGGUGUUGGGAAUUAUAAAAAGCGUCUAGGAAUCAACCUGUUGGGGGGACCUCUCGGUGGGAAGCAAGUGAUCAGGGUCUCCUGCGGUGAUGAGUUUACCAUUGCUGCCACUGACGAUAAUCACAUUUUUGCCUGGGGCAAUGGUGGUAAUGGUCGCCUGGCAAUGACCCCUACAGAGAGACCUCAUGGCUCUGAUAUCUGUACCUCCUGGCCUCGGCCUAUUUUUGGAUCUCUGCAUCAUGUCCCAGAUCUGUCUUGCCGUGGCUGGCACACCAUUCUCAUUGUUGAGAAAGUAUUGAAUUCUAAGACCAUCCGUUCCAAUAGCAGUGGCUUAUCCAUUGGAACUGUGGUUCAGAGCUCUAGCCCGGGAGGAGGAGGCGGCGGCGGUGGGGGAGAAGAGGAGGACAGUCAGCAGGAAUCUGAAACUCCCGAUCCAAGUGGAGGCUUCCGAGGAACAAUGGAAGCAGACCGAGGAAUGGAAGGUUUAGUCAGUCCCACGGAGGCCAUGGGGAUCAGUAGUGGGGCCAGCAGCUCCUGUCCUGGCUGGCUUCGAAAGGAGCUGGAAAAUGCAGAAUUCAUCCCCAUGCCUGACAGCCCGUCUCCCCUAAGUGCAGUUUUUCCAGAAUCUGAGAAAGAUACCCUGCCCUAUGAAGAGCUGCAAGGACUCAAAGUGGCCUCUGAGGCGCCUUCAGAACACAAGCCCCCAGUAGGUGCCUGGCCACCUCGGCUGAAUCCUGCAGGAACAUGUGCUGGGAAGGGAACACCAUUGAUUCCUCCUCCCUGUGCCUGCAGCACUCUGCAGGUAGAGGUUGAGAGAUUGCAGGGUCUGGUGUUAAAGUGUCUGGCUGAACAACAGAAGCUCCAGCAAGAAAACCUCCAGAUUUUUACCCAACUACAGAAGCUGAACAAGAAGUUGGAAGGAGGGCAACAGAUGGGAAUGCAUUCCAAAGGAACUCAGACGGCAAAGGAAGAGAUGGAAAUGGAUCCAAAGCCUGACUUAGAUUCAGAUUCCUGGUGCCUCCUGGGAACAGAUUCCUGUCGACCACCCAGCCUCUAGUCUCCUGAGCCUGUAUAGCCUCCAGGAAACUGGGAUCCAGAGAACUUCACAGCACACUUACUGAAUGCAGAGCGCGCUUUCCUGGCUUUGUUCACUUGCAGACAAGGAGCGAAGGCGGAGGCUCUGAAGCACUUUCCACAUACACUUGGAGAGUGGCAUUGCCUAUUAGAUAGGAUCUAGGAGUGGUUUUGUUUUGGAGAAUGGAAGGGCCCCGUGGCCCUGGCUUGGUCCUCAGUGACUGCCAUAGCAACAGCAGCUCUGUACCUCAUCUGGUGAUCCCACCUUUGAAGAGGAGACACAAUGCUCACCUUAAUUUUGCUGGUAGCAGCUUAUAUCCCAUUUAUCAUUUUCACCGUUCAUUGGAAGCUGCCUUGGAAAUUCAACACCAGGCAUUGCACCUCUGGGUGGAGGAGGGAAAAGUGUGAAGUUGGAGUGGGCUGGAACCAGGUGGGGCCCCCCAGGGUCAUCUGUAGAGAGUUGAAGUGCUCUGAGCCCUCUCAGGAGUCCUGAGUCCAGGAAAGACUGGUGGAGUCAGUCUCUUGGGCCAGUUUUCAGAAAGUUCAGUUACAUCGUGCAGCUCAAUGCUUUAGGAGGAAAAAUGGGCUUCAGUUGCUUUUCCUCUGAGGUUGAUUGAAAUUUCUUCGGUGAGGAGUAGAAAAAGAAGGGCAGGUCCCUCCUCAUCACACAGCUGGAGUGUCCAGCUGUGGCCAGUGCAGGGUGGGCUUUCCUAGCUUUGGAAGAUGCCUCUGAGAGAUGAGGUGGCUUGUAGAGAAUUGAGCCAGUCAGGCAGUAGGAGUGGCCUUAAGGGAAAACCAUGAGGGAGAGGAAGUCCUCUAGCUGCCUCUGCUUGCAUGUUUGAGAGGCCGGCAGUGACAGUCUUCCGUCCAGGCAGCCUCUUAUGCCUCUGCCCUCAUGGCUCUUACGGUUCUGAUCUUGACAUCGGCAGCCCCAUCCACAUUCCCUUUCUAUAUGUCUAGUCAGUAUUUUCUCCCCUUUGGUGUUUAUGACGCCAUAUCAGUGAAUCUGUAUCAUCUUUCCUACUUGAGUGGCCCAAAGCCAGCCCCCAAACCUGGUAGUCCCUGAAGCCUAACAGAACAGGUAGAACCUGCCAAGUGAAAGGAAUUUGGCUGAGCUCCCUUCUAAUCCUGUAGUCAUGUCCUUAUAGACCGGAGCAAGCUGGCUUUCCCAAAGAAAGUGUCCUAGAGCGUUUGAUGAUUUUACUUAGGGUGUGAGCUUGGUAUCUCCACCUAGCCUUGUGAAAGGUUCACGGGCCGCCUUGAAGAGUUUCACAUCCUACCUUCCUAGAAACAGCUACAUUGUUUUAUUUCCUUUUCCCUAAACCAAAACAUAAAUGUUUGAUGUCUGUUUAAUAUUUUGGAAGGAUCUGUGCAAUGGAAAUGUUGUCAUUUCCCUAAAACUGAUGAUGUAAAGGCUGAUGUUCCGGGAAAACCCCAUAGCUGGGGAUGGGCAACUCUGUCCAAUGGGAUCUUCUUUGGUUUGAUGUUCCCAUUGUUUUCUCAAUUCUGGGAAGUCUAGUACAAUGGUACUAAUGUAAUCACUGAAGCCUUUUCUUAAAAUAAGGGAAGGGGCCAACCCUGGAUUAAGCUACAAAUUCUAGGGACUUGGGGUUUGCUAUACACCCUAAUAAUGGGUUUUGAUUCAUCAUGUAAAUGCAACUUUGAUUUUCUUAAAGGACUGACUGGCCUUUCACGUUCUUGUGUCCCUCAUGCUUACCAUCUCAGCAGGCCUGAGAGGCAGGGUCAGUUUGGGUGUUAAUCAUGAGUGUUGCUUCUGCUAUGGAUCUGAGGAACAUGGGACGUUGCUGAGACUGGGGGAUGGAAGUGAGCAUUGAAGGGAGGGUGAGACCCCUGUCCUUGUUCCGGAGGGGAGUUACUCUCUAGCAGUGGAAUGCUGUGGUCAUUUUCUCUAGCAUGUUCCCUUGGGAAACCUAGGUUUGCUAUGAAUCUGGCUGAGAAUCUAAAUUCUGUGCCUUAGAAACAAUUGCACUUUCCCAAAUUGUGCCUGGGACAGCCGUAUUUUCUCCACCAAACAGCUAUGCAAACAGAAACCAGUUCAAAGGUGGCAGCCAUGCUUAGAUAAAAAGUGAAAAGUGAGGUAGCAGAAAUGUCUUUGAAUGGUUUUCUGUAAUUCUCUACUUCUCUAUACAGUGCUAGGUGUUUUAAGUUUUCCGUAGUAUUGCUUUUGAGUUACAGUAUAACCUGAGUUAUUCCUCUGCUCUGACAUUGUUGCUGAAGAACUAGCUUAUUGUUGGCCAGAUGUUUGAAAGGUUGAGGGUGGAGUGGUUUGGCAUUUCUAUUUUAAAUAAACAUUUAAACUCUCAA
Myotis lucifugus (little brown bat) is the source of this 5863-nucleotide messenger RNA. It is a transcript of the gene NEK9, whose product is annotated as NIMA related kinase 9. Gene Ontology annotation, molecular function: protein kinase binding; protein kinase activity; ATP binding. Lineage: Eukaryota; Metazoa; Chordata; Mammalia; Chiroptera; Vespertilionidae. Gene Ontology annotation, biological process: protein phosphorylation. The transcript has 22 exons. The record is from RefSeq and is a predicted model, not a curated record. The coding region runs from base 582 to 3521 and encodes 979 amino acids. Gene Ontology annotation, cellular component: centrosome.